Cololabis saira (Pacific saury) is the source of this 3070-nucleotide messenger RNA. It is a transcript of the gene eftud2, whose product is annotated as elongation factor Tu GTP binding domain containing 2. The record is from RefSeq and is a predicted model, not a curated record. The transcript has 28 exons. Gene Ontology annotation, molecular function: GTPase activity; U5 snRNA binding; translation elongation factor activity. Lineage: Eukaryota; Metazoa; Chordata; Actinopteri; Beloniformes; Belonidae. Gene Ontology annotation, biological process: mRNA splicing, via spliceosome. Bases 146 to 3061 code for a protein of 971 amino acids. Gene Ontology annotation, cellular component: U2-type catalytic step 2 spliceosome; cytosol; U4/U6 x U5 tri-snRNP complex.
AAGAAGAACAGCGGAAGUGCCGUCUCAAACGCAUGGCGGUGUUUUACUAAUUAUUUGUCCUUUAACUGCAAAACAAACUUUAUCUUUACGGGUUUGGAGUGUAUUUUUCUUGGAUUCCUUGUAGCAGGACACAGUUUUUAACGAGAUGGAGGCGGAUUUGUAUGAUGAGUUUGGCAACUACAUCGGUCCAGAGCUGGACUCGGACGAUGAUGAAGAUGAGCUGGAUGGAGAUGACAGAGAUGUCGAUGAGGGGGAUGAAGACGAUGAUGACGAGCCAGCGGAUGCUGAUGAUGAUGUCCCGGGCAUGGAGGUGGUCCUGCAUGAGGACAAGAAGUACUAUCCCACUGCAGAAGAGGUGUAUGGACCAGAGGUGGAAACUAUCGUCCAGGAGGAAGAUACACAACCUCUUACAGAGCCCAUCAUCAAGCCUGUGAAGAACCGGCGCUUCACCUUGAUGGAACAGGAAUUACCUGCAACUGUGUACGACAUGGAAUUUCUUGCAGAUCUGAUGGAUGCGACUGAGCUGAUCCGUAACGUUACCCUCUGUGGACACCUUCACCACGGCAAGACCUGUUUCGUAGAUUGUCUGAUUGAGCAAACGCAUCCAGAAAUCAGGAAGAGGGAUGAUGUUGACCUCCGGUACACAGACAUCCUCUUUACAGAGCAGGAGAGGGGAGUUGGCAUCAAAAGCACUCCUGUCACAAUGGUCCUGCCUGACUCCAAAGGAAAAUCCUACCUGUUCAACAUCAUGGAUACACCAGGCCACGUGAACUUCUCUGAUGAGGUCACGUCCAGCAUGAGGAUCUCGGACGGCGUCGUCCUCUUCAUAGACGCUGCAGAAGGAGUGAUGCUGAACACGGAGCGGCUCAUCAAACAUGCCGUUCAGGAGCGCAUGGCGAUCACCAUCUGCAUCAACAAGGUGGAUCGGCUCAUCGUGGAGCUCAAGCUGCCUCCCACAGAUGCUUAUUAUAAACUCCGCCACAUUGUAGACGAGGUCAACGGGUUGCUCAGCACUUACUCCACAGACGAGAACGUGGUGGUGUCUCCUCUCCUCGGAAACGUGUGCUUCGCCAGCUCUCAGUACAGCAUAUGCUUCACGUUGGGGUCCUUCGCAAAGAUCUACGCCGACACAUACGGCGAUAUCAACUAUAAUGAGUUUGCCAAGAGGCUCUGGGGAGACAUUUACUUCAAUCCCAAAACUCGUAAGUUCACAAAGAAAGCUCCCACCAGUAACUCUCAGCGCAGCUUUGUGGAGUUUGUCCUGGAGCCUCUCUACAAGAUCCUCUCACAGGUGGUUGGGGAUUGUGACACUUCUCUCCCCCGAGUUUUGGACGAGCUCGGCAUCCACCUCUCCAAGGAGGAGCUGAAGCUGAACAUAAGACCGCUGCUGCGGCUGGUCUGCAACCGCUUCUUUGGAGAAUUCACAGGUUUAGUGGACAUGUGUGUGCAACACAUCCCCUCGCCACAAGAGGGCGCCAAGACUAAGAUAGAGCACACCUAUGCCGGAGGUCUGGACUCAGACUUGGGGGAGUCGAUGUCAGAGUGCGAUCCUGAUGGUCCUCUGAUGUGCCACACCACUAAGAUGUACAGCACGGAGGACGGCGUGCAGUUCCACGCGUUUGGCAGGGUUCUGAGCGGCACCAUUCAGGCGGGCCAACCCGUCAAAGUGUUGGGAGAGAACUACACGCUGGAAGAUGAGGAGGACUCGCAGAUCUGCACCGUGGGCCGCCUCUGGAUUUCCGUCGCCAGAUAUCAAAUUGAAGUAAAUCGAGUGCCUGCAGGCAAUUGGGUUCUCAUUGAGGGGUGUGACCAGCCAAUCGUGAAGACCGCCACCAUCACAGAGCCCAGGGGGAACGAAGAGGCCCAGAUUUUCAGGCCUUUGAAGUUCAACACAGCCUCAGUUAUCAAGAUCGCCGUGGAGCCAGUUAACCCGUCAGAGCUGCCCAAAAUGUUGGACGGUCUUAGGAAGGUCAACAAGAGCUACCCGUCUCUCACCACAAAGGUGGAGGAGUCCGGGGAGCAUGUGAUUCUGGGGACAGGUGAGCUUUACCUGGACUGCGUCAUGCACGACCUGCGCAAGAUGUACUCGGAGAUUGACAUUAAAGUGGCCGACCCGGUCGUGACCUUCUGUGAAACGGUUGUGGAGACGUCGUCUCUCAAGUGCUUUGCUGAGACGCCCAACAAAAAGAAUAAGAUCACCAUGAUUGCGGAGCCGCUGGAGAAGGGACUCGCCGAGGACAUCGAGAACGAAGUGGUGCAGAUCACGUGGAACAGGAAGAAGCUGGGGGAGUUCUUCCAGACCAAGUACGACUGGGAUCUGCUGGCCGCCAGGUCCAUCUGGGCCUUCGGGCCGGACACGACGGGGCCCAACAUCCUCGUGGACGACACGCUGCCUUCAGAAGUGGACAAGGCGCUCCUCGGCUCCGUAAAGGACAGCAUCGUUCAGGGAUUCCAGUGGGGCACCCGAGAAGGACCCCUGUGUGACGAGCCCAUCAGGAAUGUGAAGUUUAAGAUCCUGGAUGCCGUGAUUGCUCAGGAGCCGCUCCACCGAGGAGGAGGUCAGGUCAUCCCCACAGCCAGGAGAGUAGUGUACUCCGCCUUUCUAAUGGCCACUCCGCGGUUGAUGGAGCCGUAUUACUUUGUGGAGGUCCAGGCUCCGGCCGACUGCGUGUCUGCGGUCUACACAGUACUGGCUCGCAGGAGGGGUCACGUUACCCAGGAUGCACCUAUUCCCGGCUCUCCUCUCUACACAAUUAAGGCCUUCAUUCCAGCCAUCGACUCCUUCGGCUUCGAGACGGACCUCCGCACGCACACGCAGGGCCAGGCCUUCGCUCUCUCCGUCUUCCACCACUGGCAGAUCGUUCCCGGUGAUCCGCUGGACAAGAGCAUCGUGAUCCGACCGCUGGAGCCGCAGCCUGCACCCCACCUGGCCAGAGAGUUCAUGAUCAAAACCCGGAGACGCAAGGGUUUGAGUGAAGACGUGAGUAUCAGCAAGUUCUUCGACGAUCCUAUGUUGCUGGAGCUGGCAAAACAAGACGUGGUGCUUAAUUAUCCCAUGUGAGACUGCAGA